AUGUGCAUAAAAAUAAAGGGAGUGAGUCACCAUAUAAAACCAUCUGUGUAUGCCAGUCUUGCGGAGUUACUCAUCUUUCUAAUAGACGAUCUGCGUGCAGCCGGCCGCUCGGCGCUCAUGCCCGCUGUGUUCUCUGACUCCGGGAGGAUGGACGGUGUGUCGUUGGGUCUGGUUGCCACACCGGCCUCACCGCGUCCACCAUGUGCCACCGAUUCAGAAGAGGACACGGUGAAUGGAGGGAUGCACACCUUCAACCAGACGCACAUGAGGAAAGCGUUUCAGUUGAUGAACGACCUGAGGAGUAAAAAGAUGCUGUGUGACGUCCAGCUGGUAGCCGGGAGCGUUGAAGUGCCAGCUCACAGGGUGGUCUUGGCGUCCUGUAGCCCUUACUUCUGUGCCAUGUUCACAGGUGAUAUGAGUGAGAGUAAAGCUCACCAGGUGGAGAUCAGAGAGGUGGACGGUCAGACUCUGAGAAAACUGGUCGACUAUAUUUACACAGCAGAGAUCGAGGUCACAGAGGACAACGUCCAGGUACUGCUGCCUGCAGCCAGCCUCCUCCAGCUGAUGGAUGUGCGUCAGGUUUGUUGCGAAUUCCUGCAAUCUCAGCUUCAUCCCACCAACUGCUUGGGCAUCAGAGCCUUUGCUGACCUGCAUACAUGCACACAGCUUCUCAACCAGGCUCAUGCUUACGCUGAGCAGCAUUUUACUGAUGUGGUGCAGGGCGAGGAGUUUCUGAGCCUUUCUCUGCAGCAGGUGUGCAGCCUCAUCUCCAGCGACAAACUCACCGUGUCAACAGAGGAAAAGGUGUUCGAGGCAAUGAUAUCGUGGAUCAAACAUGAUAAACCAGCUCGUCUGGAAUACAUGCCCAAACUAAUGGAGCAUGUGAGACUUCCACUGCUUUCCAGAGAUUACCUGGUACAGAUUGUAGAGGAAGAAGCUUUGAUAAAGAACAACAACACUUGUAAAGAUUUCCUCAUAGAAGCAAUGAAGUAUCACCUGUUGCCUGCUGACCAGCGUCACCUCAUAAAGACUGAUAGGACGCGACCACGAACUCCGAUCAGCAUCCCAAAGGUGAUGAUUGUAGUGGGUGGUCAGGCUCCCAAAGCCAUCCGCAGCGUGGAGUGUUACGACUUCCAGGAAGAUCGUUGGUACCAAGUGGCCGAUCUGCCCUCUAGACGCUGCCGGGCAGGUGUGGUUUCCAUGGCGGGCCGAGUGUUUGCGGUUGGAGGUUUCAACAGUUCGCUGCGGGAGCGUACGGUGGACGUGUACGACGGCACAAGAGACCAGUGGAGUGCGGUGUCGAGCAUGCAGGAGAGGCGCAGCACGCUGGGAGCCGCUGUGCUGGGCGAUUUACUGUAUGCUGUGGGAGGCUUUAAUGGAAGCAUAGGUUUGUCAACAGUCGAGGUUUACAACUAUAAAACCAACGAGUGGACGUACGUCGCCUCCAUGAACACCAGACGCAGCAGCGUGGGUGUAGGGGUGGUUGAUGGUAAACUGUACGCAGUAGGGGGUUAUGAUGGUGCAUCACGCCAGUGUCUCAGUACAGUGGAAGAAUAUGACCCAGUCUCUAAUCAGUGGUGCUAUGUAGCUGAGAUGGGCACACGGCGAAGUGGAGCAGGUGUGGGUGUGUUGGGUGGUCAGCUGUAUGCAGCAGGAGGCCAUGACGGUCCUCUGGUGAGAAAGAGUGUGGAGGUGUACGACCCACAGACCAACACCUGGAGGCUGGUCUGCGACAUGAACAUGUGUCGACGAAACGCAGGUGUUUGUGCCAUUAACGGGCUGCUGUAUGUGAUCGGUGGAGAUGACGGGUCCUGCAAUCUGUCCUCUGUAGAGUUUUACAACCCAGCCACAGACAAGUGGAGCCUCAUUCCCACCAACAUGAGCAAUGGACGAAGUUAUGCUGGAGUCGCAGUGAUUGACAAGCUGUUAUGACGGCAUCUGCUCCGCAUCAGCGAACUGAAGCUCAGCAAGCAAUCGGGAAAGCGGAACAAACACGAGACGCCCUCAGUCUUCAGCUAACGCGAUCGGAAAUGAUCUCAAUCUUUUUUAAAUUUUAUUAUUAUUAUUAUUAUUAUUAUUAUUAUUAUUUUUAUUUAUUUUUUUUAGGGGGGUACAUCUGUUUUGUUUUUCUUGUCAUUUCAAUUCAAGCUGUGUCAGAUCCUGUUUGAGGGCAGUGUUGCACUGGAUAAGAAGCAGCAGCCACAGGAGAGUGGGCUUUUUCAAAUGCUAAGCACACAACCAGCAGCUGUAAUGAGACUCAAAGGAAGGAAGUGAUCCUAGUGGACCAAAUGGAGAUGUACGGUUUUCUUUUUUGGAGAAUUUCCUGGAGAAUUAAAGCUUUGAAACAUCAGCUGAGGAAGGGAAAAAAGAAACAACUUGACUCGAUGGACUGCACAAAGGUUUCAGACUGCUCACAACAUCGUUGAGGCGAUAAUCUCGACGCUCCAAUGCUGGCCUGUGAUUGGCUGCUGCAGGAACAUCAUUCACAAGAUUAUUGUAAUCUGGGUGAGCAGUUGAGACCUUUCUUCUUCUUCCUUUUUUAAAUUAUAGGACUCACCCAGCAACUCUGCUCAACUUUAUUCUGAGGAGUUGAGCUGGUUCGCCUCCAAGAAUCCUGGACCUGGAGAGCUGCACAGUUAGUGUAAAGAAUGUAUAAAAUAUGCAAAUUAAGAGUGAUAUUUAAUAUUUUUAGGGGCUCUGACCUAGGCCGGUUGAUGGGACUUUGCUGUUGUCGACACACUACUGAAGCACUGAUCACUUGCACUGACUGACGCAGAGCGGCGGAGCGGACACACCGACCGACCUCUCUCUGACUGACCAACGAACUUGAUCGCUGACCUGCUGUCAGACAGAUGGACGCUCAGCUGUUUCUGAUCGCACUCACAGGAGCUUUUACAUUCACUUCUUACAGGCCAAUAAUUGUAAAAAAAGAACUGUAUGCCAGUUUGAAUCGUAAUCAAAAAAAUGCUGGAGAUGUUUUUACCGCUUAAGUAAAUUAAGAAUCCAUCGUGUCAAAAAUGCACUGUAGUAAUUCAGCUGUAAUGUGUAAAACAUGCAGAUUUAACAUUUUAUUUAUUAUUAUUAUUAUUAUUAUUAUUAUUAUUAUUAUUAUUAUUAUUUGGUUGACUCUUAUCACAGCAUUUAUCCGCAUCCAAGUCUUAGCAUCAUAAUGUCACUUUGUGCCCCCAUCUGGAUGAUGGUGGGUGUCUUUUAGAUGUAGAUGACUGACUGGUGCCAUGGCUUUUGAUCCGAAGAGAGUUUUAUAAAAAAAAAAAAAGUUUUAUGUAACGUCGACUUUUGUAAUCUCUGUUUUUGAUUUCCCUAAAAUCAUGACAUAAUGGUUAACCUUUCAAAGCAGUCUCACAGAGAACUAUAAAUACUACAUAGUUCUUAAAAUUUCAAACUUGGAGUGACUUGAAUUUGCUCGAGAUAUAUGAAUGGAUCACUGUGACUAUUCCAGUUUGGGGUAGUGAUCUGAAGAGCUAGAGUUCAGCAUCAGGACAGCCUUUAACACUUUAACCUCUACACUGUGUAGUAUCGCAAGUGGCUCGAGCCACGUGGUGCAUUUAGGAGUCCAUGUCACUCAGUGAGGUUGGAGGCUCUUUAUUCCUUCAUGUCCUCUGCUGUGUUUGAAAGCAUUCACCACUUAUGUUAUAGAUCCUCAACGCUGAUUAGGUGAAAUGUGUGUAAAUUUCUUCUUAUUUUUCAGGGCACUACUUAAAGCACAGAUCGCACGCUGAGUUUUAGACACUUAACUAAAAUGGGUGAAACUUUAGAGAGAUGCACUUGGCAGCAAUAAGAGGUGAUUUCAGAGCCUCCCAUCAGCACUUGAACGCAUCACCAAGUAUUUUUGCUUUCUUAGAUCUUUUCUUCACCUAAAAAAUAAAACCUACUCACACUUGCAUCUGUCUCGAGCAAAUCUAAGUGUUUAUUAGCGGACGUUCACAUUGCUCUACCAGAAGCAUUGGGAUUUUUUUUUUUUUUCUAAAAAAACAAAGCUAUGAUAACAAUAUGCAGUUUCAUGUAGAUGGCAAAUUAAACCCAUUUGGUCAUGAUUAUGGCGAUUUUUAUCGAAGCUUCAGGUUAUAAUGAUGUUCUUACAGCAGAUGUUAUAUUUUUUAAUAUAAACUGUGGAUGUUGUGACUGAAA
Molecule: messenger RNA, 4149 nt
Organism: Haplochromis burtoni (Burton's mouthbrooder)
Lineage: Eukaryota; Metazoa; Chordata; Actinopteri; Cichliformes; Cichlidae
Gene: klhl3
Product: kelch-like family member 3
Exons: 15
Coding region: 1-1932 (643 amino acids)
Molecular function (GO): protein binding
Source: RefSeq, a predicted model, not a curated record